Messenger RNA from Penicillium expansum, 2442 nucleotides. RefSeq names its product beta-glucosidase. Gene Ontology annotation, molecular function: beta-glucosidase activity. The transcript is spliced from 8 exons. NCBI's taxonomy places the organism in Eukaryota, Fungi, Ascomycota, Eurotiomycetes, Eurotiales, Aspergillaceae. The coding region runs from base 1 to 2442 and encodes 813 amino acids. The record is from RefSeq and is a predicted model, not a curated record. Gene Ontology annotation, biological process: glucan catabolic process.
AUGGCUGAGAUGUUGUGUCUCAUUCUGCCGAAGUAUACCCGGGCGCCCUCAGCAUGGAAUCUCCCGGGAUUGAAACUGUUCGAAAUACCGAAGCUAGGAAGGGUCGGUUUAUGGUCUUCUCUAAUCAUGUUUAUCUCAUGGAGAAAGGCAGUUGUACUUCUGGGCUUCACAGUGGGGAGGUUGGUGCUCGCAGAGGACAUCAUUACUAGUGAUACGACUUUCUAUGGGCAAUCCCCUCCAGUUUAUCCUUCACCCGAAGGCACCGGCGCUGGAGAUUGGGCAUCUGCAUACCAGAAAGCCAAAGCAUUUGUCGCCAAGUUAUCUGACGAUGAGAAGGUCAAUCUAACUGCAGGUGUUUCUUCUGAGAAUGGAUGUUCUGGAAAUAUCCAGGGUAUUCCUCGAUUGGGAUUCCCAGGAAUGUGUGUCAGCGAUGCCGGUAAUGGCUUGAGAGGACCUGAUUUUGUCAACAGUUGGUCAUCUGGAAUCCAUGUAGGGGCGAGUUGGAACCGCGACCUUGCCAAGGCCCGAGCUGUCUACAUGGGAAAGGAGUUUCGGAAAAAAGGCGUGAACAUGAUCCUGGGCCCUGUCGUUGGUCCCAUCGGCCGUGUAACACUUGGUGGCCGUAAUUGGGAAGGGUUCGCUGCGGAUCCAUACCUGAGUGGGAUCCUGGCUGCCGAGUCGGUCAAGGGUCUUCAAUCCCAAAACGUUGCCACAUCUCUGAAGCAUUACAUCGGAAAUGAGCAAGAAACCAACCGCAAUCCAGAAACAGAUUCCAAUGGGCACUAUGUUGAGGCCGUCUCUUCUAACAUCGACGACAAGACACUCCAUGAACUCUAUCUAUGGCCUUUCCAAGACGCAGUACUUGCUGGAACUACUUGCGUCAUGUGCUCAUACAACCGUUUGAAUAAUUCAUACGCUUGUCAGAAUAGCAAGACCCUCAAUGGCCUUCUGAAAACAGAGCUUGGCUUUCAAGGAUACGUUAUUUCUGACUGGUAUGCGCAACAUGCUGGCAUUUCCUCUGCCAGUGCUGGUUUGGAUGUUGUUAUGCCAAGCUCAAGUUACUGGAACAGCAAUUUGACUACAGCGAUCACAAAUGGAACCAUGGAGGCAUCACGUCUAGAUGACAUGAUUACAAGACUGAUGGCGACGUGGUAUUAUCUUGAUCAAGAUUCGGCCUUCCCAAGUCCUGGCAUCGGCAUUCCAUCUAGCAUAAGUGCCGCGCACCAGGCUAUUAUUGCUACCUCCGAAGCAGCAAAAUCAGUGCUUUUGCAAUCGUCCAUUGAGGGACACGUUCUGGUGAAGAACAAAAACAACGCCCUUCCUCUCAAACCCCCGGAACUAGUCUCUGUUUUCGGAUAUGAUGCCUAUACACCGAUGUCUUACACUCUUGCAACUUCAUUCAGCUUCCCAACUACAGAGCGAUCAGACCUCUAUCAUAAUGGAACCUUGUAUAGUGGCGGUGGAUCUGGCGCGAACUCACCCGCGUAUAUUGACUCCCCAAUCGAAGCUCUGCAGCGUCGAGCCUACGAAGACGGCUCUUCUAUUCUCUGGGAUUUUACCUCGGAAAAUCCUACCGUCAAUUACGUGUCGGACGUAUGCCUGGUCUUCAUCAAUGCUUACGCUACGGAAGGUGCUGAUCGAGAGGCUCUUUCCGACAGCCACAGCGAUACGAUUGUGACGAAUGUCGCAAAAAAUUGUGCAAACACUGUUGUUGUGGUCCACAAUGCUGGGAUCCGCACGAUCGAGUCUUGGGUAGAUCAUGCAAAUGUGACCGGUGUCAUCUUUGCCCAUCUACCUGGUCAGGACACCGGUCGUGCAUUGGUAGAUAUUCUCUAUGGAGAUGCAAACCCUUCAGGCAAACUUCCAUACACAGUUGCAAAGCAAAGCCCUGACUAUGGGUCUCUGCUUGAGCCAUCUCAGCCCGAAGGGGAAUAUGAGUACUUCCCCCAGUCUAACUUUUCGGAAGGAGUUUAUAUCGACUAUCGUGCGUUUGAUCAAAGUGGAAUCGAGCCCCAGUACGCGUUCGGAUAUGGUCUAUCAUACACUACAUUUGGCUACUCUAAUCUCAAAGUAUCGAAGACUUCGGCCUCUUUGACUAGUUAUCCCGCAAAGGCUUCGAUUCUUCCGGGCGGAAACCCUCGGCUCUUUGAUACGCUAGUUAAGAUCUCUGCCACUGUGAAAAAUACUGGAAACGUUGAUGGGAAGGAAGUCGCACAGCUCUAUGUUGGAAUUCCUGGUGGACCUGUUCGCCAGCUUCGGGGCUUUGAGAAGGUCUUGAUCAAGUCUGGCAAAACGACGACCGUCACUUUCAGCCUUACUCGGCGAGACUUGAGCACGUGGGAUACUGAUGCACAGGAAUGGCUACUCCAGCGUGGAACAUAUCAGAUCUAUGUUGGACGAAGUAGCAGGGACCUGCCACUUACGGGGACUUUGACGAUUUAA